Molecule: messenger RNA, 791 nt
Organism: Diabrotica virgifera virgifera (western corn rootworm)
Lineage: Eukaryota; Metazoa; Arthropoda; Insecta; Coleoptera; Chrysomelidae
Product: C-type lectin 37Da-like
Exons: 3
Coding region: 119-658 (179 amino acids)
Biological process (GO): biological process involved in interspecies interaction between organisms
Cellular component (GO): external side of plasma membrane
Molecular function (GO): carbohydrate binding
Source: RefSeq, a predicted model, not a curated record
GAAGAAAACAGUUUCAGAAGCUCUUUGCCCAACUCUAUGUUUUUAUUAUUGUAAAAUGUUGCCUGACAAGAAGAAACUAACUAAACACUCAACGGUGAGCGACCGAGAGGCAUAAAAAAUGUAUAAGAUCCUGUUUUGGUUUGUGAAUUUUUUGACAGUUUUUCUUUUUGCAUUUGGCGUUCCAGAAGAUGUUCUUUUCACAUCGCAUGUUAAGAAACAGAAGCCAACAAAUUAUUUAAAUUAUGCUGGCAAAACGUAUUAUUUUGGAAAUGUUUUUAGGGCUAACUUUUACGGUGCUUUUCAAUUUUGCCGUCAGCAAGGAAUGCAAUUGGUUAGUAUUAUGAAUGAUGCUGAAAACGAUAGAUUAGGAAAAUUUGCAGAUGAAAUAGGCUUACAAUAUGAACAUUUUUGGACUUCUGGAACCAACUUAGCCAAUCCCUACAGAUUUAUCUGGUUAUCAACUGGUAGCGCUAUAGUUUACAGUAAUUGGUACCCCGGUGAACCUUCAGGACAUAGCUCAGACGGAAAAAAUUUGACCGAAAAUUGUGUAGAGGCAACCAGACUAGCUGGGCCCAAAGGGCUCUAUUGGAACGACCGAUAUUGCUUUGACGAACUUAGCUUUAUAUGCGAAAAAUAUGGAAAUGAAUGUAGAAGAUGAAUAUAUUAUGUUCGCAGAACGUAAUAGACUGUAUUGUAUGUUAUUAUAUUAAGUAUUCAUUAACUUAUUGCAUAACUAUUCUAUCUCGAAGUUUUAUAGAUACUUGUAAAAUAAAGAUUGUAGUUAUAUGGUC